UGUCACUAUUCUCUUCUGUCUCUCUCUCUAUAUAUACAUACACUCACAAUCUUCCUUACCAUAAAUCACUUCACUCUACACAGAACACUUUCGCUCACAAACUUCUUUAUUAUAAACUCAACAAAUUAACCCAAAAGAAAUAAAAAAACUUUAUCAAAUAUACCCCCAAAAAGAUCAAGAAUCAUGCUUAAGAUGGAGAUUAACGGUAGCACUUCGUCUCCUACACCUACUGCCUCGGCCGUCGCCGUCGCCGCCGUGUCAGAAAUAACCACUCCCAUCACUUCUCCUUCUCCUACUUCUUCAUCUCCGCCGCCUCUUUCGCCUCAGCAGCCGCCACAACCGCCGGUAGUGCUAAGCCCUUGCGCGGCUUGCAAGAUUUUGCGACGGCGAUGUGCUGAGAAAUGCGUUUUGGCGCCGUACUUUCCUCCGACGGAUCCGGCGAAGUUCACAAUCGCCCACCGUGUCUUCGGAGCUAGCAACAUUAUUAAGUUCUUGCAGGAACUUCCGGAAUCUCAAAGAACAGAUGCAGUUAAUAGCAUGGUUUAUGAAGCAGGAGCUAGGAUGAGAGAUCCGGUUUACGGAUGUGCGGGUGCAAUUUACCAUUUGCAGAGGCAAGUGAGUGAGCUUCAAGCACAGCUUGCGAAAACUCAAGUUGAGCUAGUGAGUAUGCAACUCCAAAGAUCAGAUCUAUUAGAAUUGUUAUAUAAAAUGGAGCAAACAAAGUUAUCAGCACAAGAGCAAGGACAACAAAACAUGUCCUUUGAGAGUUCAUUUGAAAGUGGUGAUGAGUUCAUUAGUAGCCCCGAUGAAGUGAGCAAUGAUUGGGGAUUCCUUGAGGACAAUAACAACAACAAUAACAUGAACAAUAAUUCAUCAAUGUCGUGGUGGGAUCCUCUUUGGACAUGAUCAUAACUUAUGGUAUUAUUAGCUCACUUUAAAGCGCUUUAGUGGUUACUUCCAUAUGCAUAUUAAAGACCUAGGAUAUGUAUAUGCGGAGUUCUUUUUCCUUUAAAUUUCUCUAAGUCAACCAAUCAGAUGUAAGCACGUAACGAAACUGCUUCAAACUUGUCAAACAUGUUACGUGUUAGUAUUAUGUAGGGAUAUUAGAUAAACAGAGGUUUGUAUUAAGAUUCUAAGAAUCUUCUCCUAACGCUAAUGAGAAGGAGAUAAUUGAGAUGCAAUUUAAAUUUAAUGGCUAUACCGUUUUGUAUAA
Thlaspi arvense is the source of this 1213-nucleotide messenger RNA. Lineage: Eukaryota; Viridiplantae; Streptophyta; Magnoliopsida; Brassicales; Brassicaceae. The record is from the annotation of a GenBank genome assembly.